Molecule: messenger RNA, 2235 nt
Organism: Saccharomyces kudriavzevii IFO 1802
Lineage: Eukaryota; Fungi; Ascomycota; Saccharomycetes; Saccharomycetales; Saccharomycetaceae
Gene: SCT1
Product: bifunctional glycerol-3-phosphate/glycerone-phosphate O-acyltransferase SCT1
Exons: 1
Coding region: 1-2235 (744 amino acids)
Biological process (GO): phospholipid biosynthetic process
Cellular component (GO): endoplasmic reticulum membrane
Molecular function (GO): glycerol-3-phosphate O-acyltransferase activity; glycerone-phosphate O-acyltransferase activity
Source: RefSeq, a predicted model, not a curated record
AUGCCUGCACCAAAACUCACGGAGAAACCAGUCUCUUCCAAGAACGCACAGGAAGACACGAGUCCCACUUCCACCAAGGCCAAUGGCGCCGAGGCGGCGACCGAGCAGGUGUACGUGUACAAGGAGCCUAGCGCGGCCACGAAGAUGAUGUACUCCAUUGCCACGUGGCUGUUGUACAACAUCUUUCACUGCUUCUUCAGAGAAAUCAGAGGUCGGGGCAGCUUCAAAGUUCCGCAACAAGGGCCCUUGAUCUUUGUUGCCGCUCCGCAUGCGAACCAGUUCGUUGAUCCUGUCAUCCUGAUGGGUGAAGUGAAGAAAUCUGUCAACAGGCGUGUUUCCUUCUUGAUCGCGGAGAACUCGUUGAAGCAACCCGUCAUUGGCUUUCUGGCCAGCUUCUUCAUGGCCAUCGGCGUGGUCAGGCCCCAGGACAAUUUGAAGCCGGCAAAGGGCACCAUCCGUGUGGAUCCAACAGACUACAAGAGAGUCAUCGGCCGCGACACGCAUUUCUUGACCGAUUGUUUGCCCAAGGGGCUCAUCGGGUUACCCAAGUCUAUGGGAUUUGGGGAAAUCCAGUCCAUAGAGAGCGACACAAGUCUAACCCUGAGGAAAGAGUUCAAAAUGGUCAAACCCGAGGUCAAGAGCGCGCUACUCAACGGCACUACGUACAAAUUUGCCGCCAAAGUCGAUCAGUCUUGCGUUUACCACAGAGUCUUUGAGCAUCUGGCCCACAACAACUGCAUCGGGAUCUUCCCUGAAGGUGGGUCUCACGACAGGACAGACUUGUUGCCCUUGAAGGCGGGCGUGGCAAUCAUGGCUCUUGGCUGCAUGGAAAAGCACCCCGACGUCAACGUCAAAAUCGUCCCAUGCGGCAUGAACUAUUUCCAUCCGCACAAAUUCAGGUCCAGGGCGGUUGUGGAAUUUGGUGACCCCAUCGAAAUACCGAAAGAACUAAUCGCCAAGUACCACAACCCGGAAACCAACAGGGAGGCAGUGAAAGAGCUAUUGGACACCAUAUCCAAGGGUUUACAAUCCGUCACCGUUACAUGUUCCGAUUACGAAACUCUGAUGGUGGUCCAAACGAUAAGAAGACUGUACAUGACCCAGUUCAGCAGCAAACUGCCAUUGCCCCUGAUUGUGGAAAUGAACAGAAGAAUGGUAAAGGGCUACGAGUUUUACAGGAACGACCCCAAGAUAGUGGACUUGAGAAAGGACAUAAUGGCUUACAAUGCCGCGCUCAGACACUAUAAUCUCCCUGACCAUCAAGUGGAGGAGGCAAGGGUAAACUUCGCCAAAAACCUGGGACUUGUUUUCUUCAGAUUGAUUGGGCUCUGCAUCCUCUUUUCCCUAGCUAUGCCCGGUAUCAUUAUGUUUUCGCCCGUGUUCAUCUUAGCCAAGAGAAUUUCUCAGAAAAAAGCUCGUACCGCAUUAUCCAAGUCUACAGUGAAGAUAAAGGCCAACGACGUCAUUGCCACAUGGAAGAUAUUGAUCGGAAUGGGGUUCGCCCCCUUGCUCUACAUCUUUUGGUCCGUCUUAAUCACUUAUUAUCUCAGACAUCAACCGUGGAACAAGAUAUAUAUCUUUUCUGGGUCCUACAUCUCGUGUGUCAUAGUCACGUACUCCGCUUUGAUCGUGGGUGACAUUGGCAUGGACGGUUUCAAAUCUUUGAGACCACUAGUCUUAUCCCUGACUUCUCCAAAGGGCCUACAAAAACUGCAGAAGGAUCGUGCGAGCUUGGCAGAAAGAAUAAUUGAGGUCGUCAAUAACUUUGGAAGCGAGUUGUUCCCGGAUUUCGAUAGCGCCGCCCUACGCGAAGAAUUUGACGUUAUCGAUGAAGAAGAAGAAGACAGAAAGACCUCCGAGUUGAUUCGCAGGAAAAUGUUAAGAAAACAAAAAAUUAGAAGGCAAGAAAGAGACCCGUCAUUAUCCGCCACUGACGGACAUGUUAAUCACGAUGUUUACGAACAUCAUAAUCAGGACUCGGAUGGCGUUUCAUUGGUUAAUAGUGACAAUUCUCUCUCUAAUAUUCCACUGUUCUCCUCUACCUUCCAUCGUAAAUCAGAGUCCUCUUUGACUUCAACAUCUGUUGCACCUUCCUCUUCAUCAGAAUUCGAGCUAGAAGACGAAAGCUUGGAAGAGAAAAACGGGUUGGCAAGCAAAAUUGCACAAGCAGUCAUGAACAGAAGGAUUGGCGAAAAUGCCGCGAGGGAAGAAGAUGAAAGAGACGAAGACACGUAG